Molecule: messenger RNA, 2759 nt
Organism: Monodelphis domestica (gray short-tailed opossum)
Lineage: Eukaryota; Metazoa; Chordata; Mammalia; Didelphimorphia; Didelphidae
Gene: TPBG
Product: trophoblast glycoprotein
Biological process (GO): negative regulation of canonical Wnt signaling pathway
Cellular component (GO): plasma membrane
Molecular function (GO): protein binding
Source: RefSeq, a predicted model, not a curated record
CGGUGUUCCCAGGGACCUGGGGAGGAAAGAGAAGUGUAGGUAAUUGGGCCUCGACCUCUUCUCCCCCCACGCCCCCUCUCCAUUGGUUUUUCCCUACUGCGGAGGCUGGGCCAGGGGCUGGGGUGUGGGGAGAGUCGACGCCGGCGGUGCGGGGGAAGUCACUCUGACUCAGGCGGGACUCAGGCUGAGUUUGACCUGGAGGCUCAGUGGGAAAUCUGGGAGGUGGUGAGUAGCCGAAAGAGCCGGUGCAUCGGGAAUUGAAAUUGAAAUAAGACCAGCCAGUGGAGGCGGCCCCUUCAUCCUCUCCACUCUGGGGCCAGCUGGAAGGUCGAGCUGUGAAUACUGGCUGGGAGAAGCGGCCACAAUAAAGCCAAGGAAGUGCCACCCGCGGCGGCGGGAAGAGAAGGAGGGAUUAGGAGAGUGUUGGGACGGACCGACUGCCAGUCGGCCGCGCAGUGCGCCCGCUCUCUGGAAGCUGGGGGCUGGGGUGGGCGGAGUGGGACUGUAGCGAAGCUUUGGGCGUUUGGACUGUGGCGUCCCUCCUGUCUCCCCGGGAGCUGUUUCACUCUGAAAAGGAAAGUUGUCUCCACUUUCCGGAAGCCCCUUCCUCCGGAAGGCCCCAGCCCCUGGCGCCCUGUUUAGCGAGUGGGGAGCGUCCCCCGCCCAGCCCAGGAUAGACAGCUAAACGCGAUGCCUGCGGGGUGCGCCCGGGGCCCCGCUGCCGCAGCCGCUGUCGGGGACCGGAGAUUGCGGCUGGCCCGGCUGUUGCUCGUUCUCCUGGGCUGGGUCUCCUCGUCCACCAGCACUUCCUCAUCGUCUCCAUCGUCUUCCUCCACCUCUUCGUCUUCUCUAUCCUCUGUGUCUGCUCAGCCCCCGCCCCAACCGCCGCCGCCUCCUGGCCACUGCCCAGCGCCCUGCGAGUGCUCCGAGGCGGCCCGGACCGUCAAGUGUGUGAACAAAAAUCUGACCGAAGUGCCGGGGGACCUGCCCCGCUACGUGCGCACACUCUUCUUCACAGGCAAUCAUCUGGCAGUGCUCCCUGCCAGCGCCUUCGCCUCUCGCCCUCCUCUGGCCGAAUUGGCCGCUCUCAACCUCAGUGGCAGCCACUUGCAAAAUGUGAGCUUUGACGCCUUUGAGCACCUGCCCAGCCUGCGCCAACUGGAUCUCAGCCACAACCCGCUGGUAGUCCUCAGCCCCUUCUCCUUUUCUGGUGGCGGCGGCAGCAGCAAUGCCAGCGGCUUGGAUCGGAGUUCCCUCGCAGAGCUGUUUCUGAACAACAUUCUGCCACCCGGUUACUCGGACCUGCACAAUCUGAGCUUCAGUGGCAUGGUGGAGGUGCUGCAAAGUAGAGGUGCUCUGCGCAACCUGGUCCGUCUGGAGCUGUCCGGCAACAACUUCAUUUCCCUGCCCCAGGAAAUGUUCUCUGCUCUACCCAAACUCAAGCACCUGGAUCUCCACAACAACUCUCUGGUAGGUCUGGGCAACCUGGCCUUGAGCAACCUAACGCAACUAGAGACCCUCGACCUUGGGAACAAUGCGCUCAAGACCUUGUACAAUGCUACCUUGGUCCAGCUGCAGGCUCUACCCAAUUUGCGGGUCAACCUAGACAGCAACCCGUGGCGGUGUAGCUGCGAACUGGCUGAUAUGGUGGCCUGGCUCAAGGAAACCAAUUUAGUGGAAGGCAAAACCACCCUCUCCUGCUUCUCCCCAGAAAAAAUGAGGAAUCGUCCCCUGGUGAAACUCAACAGCUCUGACCUGGACUGUGGUCCUCCCUCUCUAGUAGACCCUUUGCAGACUUCUUAUGUCUUUCUAGGGAUAGUUUUAGCCCUCAUUGGAGCAAUUUUCUUAUUGGUUUUGUAUUUGAACCGCAAAGGCAUAAAAAAGUGGCUAUAUAACAUCAGAGAUGCCUGCAGGGAUCACAUGGAAGGUUAUCACUACAGAUAUGAAAUCAAUGCAGACCCCAGGUUAACAAACCUCAGCUCUAAUUCAGAUGUCUAAGAAAUGUGAAGAAAGCAGAGCAUUGACAACAGCUAUGCAUGAGAUGUAGACUUAAGCUUUACAGCACCCUAGGCUUGCUUCCCCUCCACCCUUCACUAAAGAAACUACAAACUUUGAUGGAAAGCCAUGCAGGAACUCUGCUUCCAUGUUUUAUGUAGCAUUCUCUGGUGUUUUCUGUUAACCUAAGACACUGGACAAUUGCACAUAGUAUUGACUGGACAGAAAGAGACUUGCUGUCUCCCUACUCCCACCCACUCUCCACCUGUUUUUGGAACUUUGUCCGAACUUGUUUGGAGGGAUUUUUCAAGUUUCAUCCUGACUGAGGACUUCUUGCAGUCUGGUUUUCUCACAGUACAGUGCAAGGUGUAGCAAUUGUACAUACCAUUCAACAAAAGCUGCCUCAACUUGUUUGAGAACCUAUUUUAUUUGUCAAUGCUGGUUUUAUUCUUGUAUACCUAAAUUGCAAAGAAAACAGUUUCUUUCCAUAAACUGCCUGCAGUCUAGAAAGCUUUUUCUUCUUCUUCAGUAGUGCACAGAGGAGCAAACAAUUAGAGAGUGUGCAUGCCUACAGUAACUGUUCUGCAUAUUACAAAAGAUAACUCCCAAACACAGACAAUUCUUCGAAAAAAAGGAAGUUUCUUUGAAAAAAAUUGCUUUUGACUGCAGUUUACAUGAAGAUACUCAAGUUUUUUAAAUGUAAACUGCAUCCAGAUUCAAUAGAAUGAGUUGUUUAAAAAUUUCAAUAAAGGUUCUUAAAAGAA